Penicillium waksmanii is the source of this 786-nucleotide messenger RNA. RefSeq lists its product as uncharacterized. The record is from RefSeq and is a predicted model, not a curated record. Bases 1 to 786 code for a protein of 261 amino acids. Lineage: Eukaryota; Fungi; Ascomycota; Eurotiomycetes; Eurotiales; Aspergillaceae. The transcript has 2 exons.
AUGGCCACUGAGGGCAUCUUCUCUGCGUACAACGCUCCCCCAGCUUCCGCUGCUACGCCAGUGGUCAGCGAACAGUCGCGACCGGUUCACAGUGGAUUGAAUACAACCCAGAAAGAAAGCGAAGGCUCUUUUUUUGAAAAGUCAAAGGCGGCAGCCGGCGGCGAAAAUCCAGAGGCUCCCAGGUCGCCGCAGCAAGUCCAGCCAACUGCGGAAUCGUCCAUAAAGCACCCGCUCAGCGGCUCCAUCGGGUCUUCGGAACCCAAUGCCCCAGUAGAGAGUCGAAAGGGAGAGGCUGAUGCUACCAAACCAGAGCCGCAGACCGGCGAAAAGCGUGCUUUUGAUUCUACUGUCAUCGCCAAUUCGGCUCCGGCUCCUCCUUCGGUCCCAGCGCCUGCUCCGGCUCCAGUCUCUGAAAUUCCGACUCCAGCAGCUCCGGCCCCUGCAUCUAUUCCUGACGCCACUUCUACAUUCGAGCCUAUCACCCAUCCGGCCCCGGAUCCAGCUCCGGUGCCUGUCCCAGUCCCCGCCCCGGCUCCUGCAUCGGAUGAAAGAGACAAACCGCUCCCUGAGAAGUCGGACGAGCCAGAAGCCAAGAAGCAGAAAGUCGACCCGGAGCCUUCCAAGGAUUCCAAUAGCUCUGCACCUUCAGGUUCUGUGGGGAAGGCCAACGGAGAGCAGAAGAAGCCUGCGCCCACCAAAAAGGAGAAGGUGAAAGAUGCCGUGAAGAAAAUCAUCCCAAGCGAUGGGCCCGGUAGCCGCACCCGCAGCCGUACCAAGCCCACUUAG